CUGAGAGGCGAGGCCGGGUGAAACGGCGAGGGCGGCCCGACCGGCGCGGGACGGGACGGGGCAGCGCGGGCCCCGGGAGCUGCGGCCCGGAGUCGGGGUGCCUUGCCCCGGGCCCCCCAGCAUGAAGACCCCGGCAGACACAGGGUUUGCCUUCCCGGAUUGGGCCUACAAGCCGGAGUCGUCCCCUGGCUCGAGGCAGAUCCAGCUGUGGCACUUCAUCCUGGAGCUGCUGCGGAAGGAGGAGUACCAGGGUGUCAUCGCCUGGCAGGGGGACUACGGGGAAUUCGUCAUCAAGGACCCCGACGAGGUGGCCCGGCUCUGGGGUGUCCGCAAGUGCAAGCCCCAGAUGAAUUAUGACAAGCUGAGCCGGGCCCUGCGCUAUUAUUAUAACAAACGCAUCCUGCACAAAACUAAGGGGAAACGGUUCACCUACAAAUUCAACUUCAACAAACUGGUGCUCGUUAAUUACCCUUUCAUUGAUGUGGGGCUGGCUGGGGGUGCGGUGCCCCAGAGUGCCCCUCCGGUGCCAUCGGGCGGCAGCCACUUCCGAUUCCCUCCUUCGACACCCUCGGAGGUGCUGUCCCCCACUGAGGACCCCCGCUCACCACCAGCCUGCUCUUCGUCCUCCUCCUCCCUCUUCUCGGCUGUGGUGGCCCGACGCCUGGGCCGAGGCUCAGUCAGUGACUGUAGCGAUGGCACUUCAGAGCUGGAGGAGCCGCUGGGAGAGGACCCCCGGGCCCGACCACCAGGCCCUCCGGAGUUGGGUGCCUUCCGCGGGCCCCCGCUGGCCCGCCUGCCCCAUGACCCUGGCGUCUUCCGUGUUUACCCCCGGCCCCGGGGUGGCCCUGAGCCCCUGAGCCCCUUCCCCGUGUCCCCUCUGGCUGGGCCUGGCUCCCUGUUACCGCCUCAGCUCUCACCAGCUCUGCCCAUGACGCCCACCCACCUGGCCUACACGCCCUCGCCCACGCUGAGCCCUAUGUAUCCCAGCGGCGGCGGCGGGGGCCCCAGUGGCUCAGGGGGAGGCUCCCACUUCUCCUUCAGCCCCGAGGACAUGAAACGGUACCUGCAGGCCCACACCCAAAGCGUCUACAACUACCACCUCAGCCCCCGCGCCUUCCUGCACUACCCUGGGCUGGUGGUGCCCCAGCCCCAGCGCCCUGACAAGUGCCCGCUGCCACCCAUGGCACCUGAGACCCCGCCGGUCCCCUCAUCGGCCUCGUCCUCCUCCCCCUUCAAGUUUAAGCUCCAACCUCCCCCACUGGGACGCCGGCAGCGGGCAGCUGGCGAGAAGGCUCCAGUGGGCGCUGACAAGAGCGGUGGCAUUGGCAGUGGUGGCAGCACAGGUGGGCUGGCUGAGGGGGUGGGGGCACUGGCCCCACCGCCGCCGCCACCACCACAGAUCAAGGUGGAACCCAUCUCAGAAGGCGAGUCGGAGGAGGUGGAGGUGACUGACAUAAGCGACGAGGAUGAGGAAGAUGGAGAGGUGUUCAAGACACCUCGUGUCCCCCCUGUGCCCCCCAAGCCUGAGCCGGGCGAGGCACCUGGGGCCACGCAGUGCAUGCCCCUAAAGCUGCGCUUUAAACGUCGCUGGAGUGAAGACUGUCGCCUGGAGGGGGGUGGGGGCUCCAGUGGGGGCCUCGAGGAUGAGGGUGAGGACAAGAAGGUGCGAGGGGAGGCUGGGGGUCCCCUCACCCCGAGGCGGGUGAGCUCUGACCUCCAGCACGCCACAGCCCAGCUCUCUCUGGAGCAUCGAGAUUCCUGAGGGCUAUGGGCAGGGGAAUGUCCCCCCACCCCCAAUGCUUCUUUUGCUGCCUUAACUCCCCUGUGUCCUGGAGGUGAGGGCAGCUCUAAUUUCUUCCCUGCCUCCUCCCUUUCCUCUCUCCAUGUUUUGUAUAAAAGUUAAAAAAAAUUUUUUUUAAUUGUGAGGG
Molecule: messenger RNA, 1928 nt
Organism: Eptesicus fuscus (big brown bat)
Lineage: Eukaryota; Metazoa; Chordata; Mammalia; Chiroptera; Vespertilionidae
Gene: ERF
Product: ETS2 repressor factor
Exons: 4
Coding region: 122-1762 (546 amino acids)
Biological process (GO): cell differentiation; regulation of transcription by RNA polymerase II
Cellular component (GO): nucleus
Molecular function (GO): DNA-binding transcription factor activity, RNA polymerase II-specific; sequence-specific DNA binding
Source: RefSeq, a predicted model, not a curated record